This is a messenger RNA of Thecamonas trahens ATCC 50062, 4647 nucleotides long. RefSeq lists its product as uncharacterized. The coding region runs from base 1 to 4647 and encodes 1548 amino acids. The transcript has 4 exons. The record is from RefSeq and is a predicted model, not a curated record. Gene Ontology annotation, molecular function: potassium channel activity. Gene Ontology annotation, biological process: potassium ion transmembrane transport. Lineage: Eukaryota; Apusomonadida; Apusomonadidae. Gene Ontology annotation, cellular component: membrane.
AUGUGCCGAUCGAUGGACUAUGUUGGACCAGCGUGUCUUGGCCUCUCGGCCUCGUCGCGCGCGGUCAAGGCUGUGAUCCGCGAUACGGUGCUGCGCAAGUAUGGGGCGGCGUGGCAGCUACUGCAAGUAGUGCUAUCGUUUGUCUCGGCGGGCUUCUACGUUCUUGGCCUGUAUCUUGAUCCCAAGACCAACGGAUGGACGCUCUGGGCCGAGGGCGCCAUCACUGCCGCCAUCCUGGCCGACUACGGGUUCUGGCUGUUCAUGGCGCGACACAAGUUGGCGUACUUUUUCAACUUUUUCGCCCUCAUCGACGUCUACACCAUUCUUCCGUUCUUUCUCUUGCUCCUUGCGGGCGUCGACCGCGAUCCGAGCGCGUCGUCGAUCGGCGUCCGCGCCAUCGCCGCUCUCCGGGUUCUCCGAGUCCUCCGCUCGCACAAGCUCCUCGACUUUUCGUCGGGCUCGCUCCAGCGGCAGAUGUGGAUCGUUUUUCUUACCAUCUUUAACUUUCUCUUUUGUUUCACGUGCUUCAUCCAGCUGGUCGAGUCGUCCAAGGACCACGAUUUUCCGUUCCACGACUCGCUCUGGUUCACAGUCAUCACCUCGACCACGGUCGGCUACGGCGACAUCUCGCCCACGACACACCUCGGGCGGAUUGUGGUCAUUGUGCUCGUCUUUCUCGGCGUGGCGCUCAUUCCGACCGAGACCGGCAAGCUCAUCAAUCUGGCCGCCAAGCGCAACGUGUACCUGUCGUCGGUCUUUGUGGUGCGGAGCGGGUACGACCACGUCGUCGUCCUCGGCUCGGGCCCAGACUCGGCGCCGGCCAUCCACGGCUUUUUGCAAGAGUUCUACCACAAAGACAAUGCUCUGCACGAUGUGCGGAUGGCCAUCCUCCUCGACUGCUAUCCGCCUGAGGAUCUCAUCCGCGCCGUCGCCAACCCGUUCUUUGCCCACCGGGUGGUUCUCCUCCAGGGUUCGGCCAUGGACAAGGCCGACUUGGCCCGGACAGCGAUCAGUGAGGCGUCGACAUGCUUUAUUCUCACGCCCAAAGCUGUGCCAAAUGCGUUUGCACAGGACGUUGUAACUAUCAUGCGGUGCGUGGCGGUGCGGGCGGCGAGCUCCGAGGUGGUCAUCAUUUCGCAGCUUCUCCGUCGGAUCAACAUGACCCAUCUUACUGCAGCAGGCUGCGACUACAUCCUCUGCCUUGACGAGAUCAAGAUGGGAAUCAUGGCGUCAAACGCCAUCACGCCAGGCCUCUCCACCUUUCUCAUCAACCUCCUUCGCUCGUUUUCCGACUCGACCGUCACCUACCCACCUGGCUCGUGGGAGGAAGAGUAUGCGGCCGGCUACGGCAACGAGAUUUACUGCAAGAGCAUCACAUCGGCACUGGCAGACAUGACGUUUUCGGAAGCCGUGUAUCUCCUCUUCUCUGAGCUUGGCGUCACCGCUUUUGCCCUCGAGUGCGAGGUGCUUGGCGAGUCACGGACGUGGCUCAACCCCGGCGACGCGUACUUGCUCCGCCCCGGGGACAUCAUGUUUCUCCUCGCGCCCGAUCCGAAGGCUCUCAUCUCGCCGUACUUUACCGACGGCGAGAGCGAGCAAAGCGGGAGGAGCGAUCGCCCACCGACAGCGAAGACGCCUGCCUCGGAGCCGGUCCUUGCCGGCCACCCGCAGUACCGACAGCCCGGCACCCCAGCGCCCGAGUCGACCUGGGACAAGGUAGUCGAGUUUGUGCACUCGAUCCUCCUUACGCCGGUCGAGGUGGGCCCGACGGUGACGCUGCCAACGGCGGCGACGACGCGGCCGGCGCGACGAGCUUCGACGGCAGCGGGCGGCAGCAGUGACAAGUCACCUGAGCGGAGCAGGCGGCGGUCGUCGGUGGCAGCGCCGUACUCAUCCAAUGUCAUUCCCGAGUGGGCGUACGCCGCCAGCCACUACGUCGAGCAGCCGUAUUCGGUAGAGGAGUCGCUCUGGCUCGACUUUGCGCCGAGCGCAACAGCAAGCAGGACGGGCCUCGACUCGCCGACGAGCACCGGGUCCGGCUCGGACUUGCGGCGGCGAUUCAAGACGUCGUUCACACGGGCGUCGAUGAAGAGCGAGGUCGGAGGACGAGUGGGCAGCAACGAGGCGUCGGAGAGCAACGUGUGGGACCACGUGUACUCGCUCCGAUCGGCAGCACCACGCUCGCGCAGUGAGUGUAUGUAUGUGCCUUCGAACGCCAUGCUGUCGCACGUGAUUGUGGCCGGCACGCUCGACGGCAUGGCAUCGUUCCUCCUCACGCUCCGGUCGCGGAAACAAGUGGUGCAGGUCCCGAUCCUCAUCCUUCACGAGAACGAGCCGAGCGAGGCGCUUUGGCACGUCAUCUGCCGAAUGGACCUCGUGUACUUUUUCCGCGGUAACUACAUGUCUGUGACCGAUCUCGCCAAAGCCGGGGCGCAGCGUGCGCUGCGCGUGGUCAUCCUCGGCGCGUCGACCAAGAAGUCGGCGUCCGAGCCGGACGUGGUCGCCGACUCGGACGCGAUUUUUACUGCGCGGCUGCUCAAGCGGCUUGUGCCGUCGCGCUCGGACCUGGUCUUUACCGAGCUCUCGUACGGGGACUCGAUCCGCUACCUGACGGCCGAGCUCGAGGAUGACCUCUCGGCGGGCUCGUACCACUUUACGCGCCCGUUUGCGGCCGGCCACACGUUUACGUCGACCAUUCUCGACUCGAUGAUGGUCCAGGUGUUUGUCAACUCGGACGUGGUCGACAUUGUGCGGCAGUGCAUCGGGCUCGGGGACCACGCGGUGUUUGCUGCCCUCUCAUCGGCGCCGUAUCAGAUCUCGGUCCCGCUCCAUUUGAACGGGCGUCCGUAUGUCACCCUUCUCGAGCUCCUGAUCCUGCGCGAGUCGGUUGUCCCGCUCGCGCUCUACCGCAAGACGACGAGCGAAGCUGGAUCCGGCACGCCGCACUCGCGCUACGUCUACACCAACCCGGCACCCGACACCAUCAUCCGCGCCGACGACCGCGUCCUCGUCCUCGCCGCCGAUCCAGACGCGCUCUCGACGCUUCUCUCGACAGCGACGCCGGCCGACUUGCGACCGGUUCCGGCCGUGGUCAUCGAGGCUGAAGCUGCCGAGGCGCGAGCUGCUGUCAUGGCGUUGGAGGCGGAGGAGACCGGCGGCGGGUUGAGCAGCUCGCGGUCGCGGGCACGGUUUGAGAUGCUGGAGACCGACGAGGCACGGAGACACAAGCUGAGAACGCAAGCGGCACAGAAUCAUUUGACGGUGCUGGAGAAGUCGAUGAAUGCCGAGCUGGAGAUGCUGCGCAAGCGCCGCGAUCUGCUCUCAUCCGAGGUGACCGAAAAAUCCAAGGCACUGAUGGCGCUCGCGUCGGGCAAACCGUCCAAGUACGAUGCACUGCGGGAGAAGAUCUCACGGCGCAACGCGGCCAAGAUGGCGGCGUUUGAACGGCGGGCCGAGGCAGCGGCAGAAAAGGCACGAGUCGACAAGGAACGACUCGCGGCGGCGUUGCUCUCCAAGGAGGAGCGGGCAGCAGCGCGGCGAGUCCAGCUGGAGAUGGAAAAGUCUGAGGCGCGGCGCAAGGCAGCAACUGCACAGCGGCAGAACCAGGCACGAGCACGCCAGCGGGCCGAGGCCCUUGCGUUGCAAGAGGCCGAGCGCAAGCGGGCGGCACUGGAAGCCAAGCUUGCGCGGGUGAACGCGUUCCAGGAGGAGAAGAGCAGAGCAGCUCAAGCGGUGGCCAAGGCAUCGCCGAUGAACGCCAAAGUGCGCGAGCGCAAGGCGCUGGCCGAUACUGCGGCAGAGCGCGAGCGCGAGGCUAAGAUCCUGACGCUCAUCCAGAAGGAGCGGCACCGGCGGGCCGGCGGAAAGCGAGCGCGAGCGGAGCGCGAGGCGUACGCAGCCGAGCUGGCGGGCAAGGCUGCGCUCCGGCAAGAGCUUGUGGCUGCCAACCGCGAACGGGCUGCACGUCGUGAGGCUGCACAGCGGGCCUUGGCCAAGCGCGAGCACACGAUUCGCAAGCACAAGCUCGACGCCCUCAAGUUCCGCCUCCACACCCACCGAUACACCUUGAUGGCGGUGCGCGAGGCGGUAUCCGACGAGGAGGCCACUAUGCGGGCCGAGUUUGAGGCCAAGAAAACGGCACUGUUGGGAGAGAUUGAGGAGACCGAGGAGCGGCUGCAGUUUGUCACGCACCGCCAUCUUGUGGCCCUGGGCGUGCGGACAGAUGCGGUGGGGACGGCGUCGAUGAUGACGGCACCGCGCGGACCAGGCCGGCCCGGCAAGGUUAGCACGACGGUGGGACGCGCACCCGAUGUCCAGGCCACGCUCGACGCCAUCGCUGCCAGGGCCAACAAGAAGUUGGCUGCCGGGCUGCGCAAAAACGAGCAGCGAAUGCAGCGGGCGCGCGGAGGCAUGAUCGACGGCUAUCAGCCGUCCGAGCCGUCUGAGGACGGUGAGGCCGAGCCCGUUGACCCAAAUCUUCUUGCCGAACCGGCCAAGCGGGCGCGCGCACUCGCCAAGUCGUCGCCGCUGCCGCAGCACCUGCUCCUCCACUCAGGCCCGAUCAUUCCGCGGCCGCCGACGCCUCCCGAGUUUACUCCACGGCCGCACUACGUGGCGCCAGUCCGGGUGCCAAGAGUAGGCUCGUGA